AUGCAUAUGACGAAGCAAUGCGCGGAGUUGACGCUGAGGUCUUAUGUUGGGACGGUCAAUACUGGGAGGCCCAAUCCCAAUCACGUCAUUCCGCAAACUGCUGCUGGGGCUAUGAACUCAUUGAUAGCAGCGGCGAAGGAGGCUUCGGUCAAACAAUUUGUGUAUGAUUCGUCCGUUGCGACUGUGGCAAUGCCAAUGUCAGAUGCACCAUUCCACAUCGGCGAGAACGACUCGGAAUGA
Rhinocladiella mackenziei CBS 650.93 is the source of this 240-nucleotide messenger RNA. RefSeq lists its product as uncharacterized. Bases 1 to 240 code for a protein of 79 amino acids. The record is from RefSeq and is a predicted model, not a curated record. NCBI's taxonomy places the organism in Eukaryota, Fungi, Ascomycota, Eurotiomycetes, Chaetothyriales, Herpotrichiellaceae. The transcript has a single exon.